Molecule: messenger RNA, 1733 nt
Organism: Beta vulgaris subsp. vulgaris (sugar beet)
Lineage: Eukaryota; Viridiplantae; Streptophyta; Magnoliopsida; Caryophyllales; Amaranthaceae
Product: remorin 4.2
Exons: 2
Coding region: 335-1330 (331 amino acids)
Source: RefSeq, a predicted model, not a curated record
CAUCCCCUAAAUGAUUCACUUGUCAUUCUCAUAUUUUCCACCUUCCAAAUUUUUUUAAUUAAAGUUUGGCAGUGGUUUCCCCUCUCAUUCUCUUCCACACAUACUCAUCACUACUUGUCAAUUUCGUUACACUCUAAAAUUCUUUUUACUUCCUGAAAUCUCUAUACUUUCCACUGCAUAACUCAUGAUAACACCUCAUGUGGUUCACAACACUUCAUCUUCCCUUGCCCUAAUCAAAACCCCAUUAAGUUUUAACUAAUCAUAAUCAUUAUUAAUAAAUAAUCAUGCAACUCAAUAAACCCUUCCUUUUCUCUCCACUACCCAAACCAAAAACAUGUCAUCAACCACUAUGAUCAACUCUCAAACACCAACACCAACCACAAGCACAAGUACACCACCCCAUCAAAACAACACCAACGACGACGACGACGACAACGACGAUGAUUUUCGAGACAUCCACGCUUUAACACCACCACAACCGUCGCCUCUCCCUGCGCCUCCUAGUCGACAACGCGUGUUUGAUGCUAGUAGUCGUCGAUCAUCCAACCUUUCGGUGGGAAGCGACAUCACCAACUCGAGUGAGAAUUUUACAACUAUGAGUCGGGAGUUCAACGCUCUUGUCGUAGCAGGUUCUUCUAUCACUCACACUGAUUACCAUAACGGUAAUCAAGUUGGUGGGAAUGGGUAUAACGGGAAUGGGAAUGAUUGGAACAAUAAUAACAAUAAUAAUAUAAACUUGGAUAGAAUUGGAGAGGAUGAAGGGGAUAUAGAGGAGACUAAUCCUUUGGCUAUAGUAGCUGAUAUUAAUCCUUUGCCUUCCCCUGGAGAGGAUGGGAAUGGGAAUGGGAAUGGAAAUGGAAACAAUUCGUCAUUGAGUUAUUUGAUGGGAUCAAAUAGUACUAUUAACAAUAAUAAUAGUUACAGUAAUAGUAAUAGUAAUAGUAAUAAUAAUAAUACUGGCGGUGGGGAGAUCGCCGUACAUAGAGUAAAAAAAGAAGAGGUGGAGACUAAGAUCGCGUCGUGGCAAACGGCUAAGAUUGCCAAGAUUAAUAAUCGGUUUAAGAGGGAAGAUGCGGUUAUAAGCGGGUGGGAGAAUGAACAGGUUCUCAAGGCAACUUCUUGGAUGAAGAAAGUUGAGAGAAAAUUGGAGGAGAAACGAGCAAAAGCAACGGAAAAGAUGCAAAAUGAUAUAGCAAAAGCACAUAGGAAAGCAGAGGAUAGGAGAGCAUCAGCAGAAGGUAAGAGAGGAGUCAAGGUAGCCAGAGUUCUUGAAGUUGCCAAUUUAAUGAGAGCUGUUGGAAGACCUCCUGCUAAACGCUCCUUCUUUUGAGCUCCUAUAAAUUUACAAAAUAAACACAUUUUAUUUUGCAUGGAGUAAUUUGAUAUAGUAUGACAAAUUGACAAUAUAUAUAUAGUACUACUAAGUAGUAAGUACUAUCAAAUAUUAUCAAAAUCAACUAAAUAUUAAAUGCUCCAUAGUUUAGUUAAGGGUUCCUCUGUCUUUUGGAUACGGAGUUUCCUCGUUUUCUAUGGUGGUGUAGGUAGUGUGGUGUGUAUUAAGAGAGAAAUCAAAUUAGUUAUGUUAUAAUCAUUAGUCACAUGUGUGGAGAUUUGAGUUUGGAUUCUAAAGGUUCAUUGAGUGAUUGAGUCAUUGUACAGUUUGUUGAUUGUGCGUUACAAAGAAAAUGAUGUAUGAAAUAUAUGAUGCAUAUUUUUGCAAAAUUGAGAUUUGA